UGCCGCUAUAAAAGCCGCGGAGCCGGUCGCGCGCUGCGCUACGAACUAGCACUAAACCAGUUGCGUGCGGGGGGGCUCGUGAGUGUGAUAGCGGGCACCAUGGUGAAGGAGACGGGAUACUACGACAUCCUGCAGGUGAAGCCCGGCGCCUCCUCGGAGGAGAUCAAGCGCGCGUACCGCAAGCUGGCGCUGAAGUAUCACCCCGACAAGAACCCCAGCGAGGGCGAGCGGUUUAAGCUCAUAUCCCAGGCUUAUGAAGUUCUGUCGGACCCAAAGAAAAGGGACAUCUAUGACCAGGGUGGGGAACAGGCUAUUAAAGAAGGAGGCUUGGGUGGCAGCAACUUCUCUUCACCCAUGGACAUCUUUGACAUGUUCUUUGGUGGUGGAGGCCGAAUGAAUAGAGAGAGAAGAGGCAAGAAUGUUGUGCAUCAAUUGAGUGUCUCUCUUGAAGACUUGUAUAAUGGAGUUACAAGGAAGUUGGCACUACAAAAGAAUGUAAUCUGUGAGAAGUGUAAAGGAUAUGGUGGAAAGAAAGGAGCAAUAGAAAAAUGCCCCAUGUGCAAAGGAAGAGGAAUGCAGGUUCUUGUUCAGCAGAUUGGACCUGGCAUGGUACAGCAAAUUCAAACUAUGUGCUCAGAAUGCAAAGGCCAAGGUGAACGAAUAAACCCAAAGGACAGAUGUGACAACUGCAAUGGAUGUAAAGUUGUCAGAGAGAAAAAGAUCAUAGAAGUUCACAUUGAUAAAGGUAUGAAAGAUGGGCAAAAGUUGGUAUUUCAUGGAGAAGGGGAUCAGGAACCUGACCUGGAACCUGGUGAUGUUAUAAUUGUACUGGAUCAGAAGGAUCAUAGUGUCUUUCAGAGGCGAGGACAUGAUUUAAUUAUGAAAAUGAAAAUUCACCUCACUGAGUCUUUAUGUGGCUUCAAACGGACCAUUGAAACUCUGGAUAAUAGAGUCCUUAUUAUAACUUCUAGACCAGGUGAAGUGAUAAAGCAUGGUGAUCUAAAAUGUAUCCUUAAUGAAGGGAUGCCUAUCUACAAGUCUCCACUGGACAAAGGUUAUUUAAUUAUACAGUUUAUGGUCAUGUUUCCAGAGCAUCAGUGGCUUCCCAGGGAGAAACUGCCUAUAUUGGAAGCUUUGCUUCCUCCACGAGAAGAAGUCAUGAUUACAGAGGACAUGGAUCAGGUAGAACUUACAGAGUUUGAUCCAAAAGAGCAAACUUGCCGUAAUAGUAGAGAAGUAUAUGAAGAAGAUGAAGGCCCCAGAACAGGAGUGCAAUGCCAGACCUCUUAAAAUGACAUGGAAUGGAUGAGUCAUCUGGAAUGUAAAUUUUCACAAUGAAAACUGCAUGGCUUUAAUAGCCACUACCUCUUUUUUUGUCUUCAGCAAAUUGAGUUGCUGUGUUGCCCAUAUGUUUGUAACCAAUUCAUAUUUAAGUAUUCGUAGUCUUUAUAUGUAACUUAGCAUUUCCUAGUUAUGCAGCUGAGAAAAUUGACUGUGCAUAUCUAAGUUGUUAUAAAGGUCCACAGCUUUAGUGAAGUACCACUCAAGAAGCAGAGUGACUUCAACAGUACUAUUUAUGUAAGACUCUUGCAGUACCAGCUUAGUGUCUUAUGUAAACAUUUUUUCAUAUGGUAAAGUUAGUUUGUUUCCUACAAUAAAAACCAUCUUCGGUCCAAGCAGAAAUCUAUCUGAAAAGUACAAUCUUAUGCUCCUUUCAUCAUUAAGCCUGUUAUAAGAGUCUAUAAAUGUUUGUUCCGUAUGCCAGCCCAGAACCAAAUGUUGAGCUGAGGCUGUCUUUGUCCAGCAGCCAAUCUCAGAACUAAAUCUCUCCCUCUGUUGCUGUGCAGUUCAGGCUAGGGCUUUAAGGUUUAGUUUAAAUAAGCCAUUAGACUGUUUAGUAUAAUACUAUUUUUCUACCGCCUCAGGAAUUUCCAGAAGUAUAAUGGAUUCUGGGCAAACAUACUGCUACACAAAACAAGCUUUUCAUUAAUCAUUUACUUGCACACCAGCUUGGUCUGCCUGUCUUACCACCUACCAUAAGUAUGGUUGAGUAGCAAAAACUCAAAUAAGAUAAGGCAUACUAUGCCUUAAAGUUAGUCUACUAGGAAAAGCUUUUUACUAAUAUAAUUCCUUGUGAUGAAUACACUUAGUCUAGUAAGUGAUGUCAGUUUAGCUGAAACACUUUACAAAAUGAUGAGCUAAAUUGGAAAAAAGACUACUUCCACCAGAAUAAGUACCCACAGGAGGCAUUAUAGCCAGAACUCAGCUUUCUCUUUUCCACAAACCAAGUACAAGACCCUACUUCCUCCACUCUCCUGCCUCAAACAGUGAGUCAAGGCCCUGAGACAUCCCCCAAUCCCUUCUGUAAUUCACAGUACCUUUAGAGGGAGUGGAGAAAUUAGGUUUAUCUGUUACUUGCCCUAACAGGCCAAGGGAACUUAGGUGCUGUAUUUUCAAUAGGUACCUAUUUUUUUUUCUCCCCAUACUGUCAAAUUUACUCUUCCACCUUAAGAUCUGUUCUCUUCCUUUAGUCUGUAGAGUAACUAUAGUAGCCUGCCUGGCAUAGUGAUCUCUUUAGAUUUUAUUCCAGCACCAAGUUAAAAUAAUUAACUGUAAAAUGUUAGUGUUACUGUGCCAGCCUCAGGUGGAUGAUGUUUCCCUAUCCUGUGUUUUAGGUCCUUCCUUAGCUCAGUGACACUCUCAAAGCUAGGACUGUUUCCGAUUACAGCAGCCUAUCGUGAAGUAGUAGUUAGUUUUCUGAAGGGGGAAUCAUAUCAAACAAAUCCCUAUUCAGAAUCCCUUGGUUCUAAAAGCCCAGACUGUAUUCAGAUUAAAUGCACAGGGGCUAUCAGCACUUGUCAGUUAUAUUUCUGAGUAGUAGAGACUGUUCAUACUCACUGUAACUACAAUCCAUUAGCAGUUUGUAGCUACAUGAGAGCUCUAUUGUCUAAAUCAGUGUAGGAUUUACGGGCUACUGCUGAAUGGAAAAGUGGAUGCUUCCUGUAGCUGAGCUUUUCAAAUUUCAUUGAAAUCAGUAGUAAAUUAACAGCAAUGUGCAGGGCCUCAUACAUAAUUUUACAAGCACAGAAUGACAGCAGUCAGGUUUAAGUUCAAAGUAGCUAGCUGUUUUUAUUAAUGCAGCUGAUAGGGCUUGUUGUGUUUUUAGUAGUAUACAGCUCGGUCCAAGGGUAUUUGUAUAGAGAAUUAGCAAGACCUGAGGUGGCACUAGAGGUUACCAUACAGCUGCUGUUUACAUAAAAGCAUGUGGCCAGUGAUGAGCUGCCAAAAUUUUAACAAACUGUUCCCUAUAAAAAGUUCUGAUUUAAGGGAUGUUCCACAGUAUGUAUUUGUUGUACCAAUAGGGUUACCAUACAUACAUAUUUUCCUGGGAGGCGAUUUAAGACCCAAAAAGCCUGACAUGUCUGGGAAAAUAUGGAUGUAUGUUAACUCUACCUAAAGUUCUUUUUUAAAAAGAUGGGCCUGAUCUAGAACUGAGCUCUAUUUCACAUGUGUGGGUCCCUAUCAUUCCCUGGGGGUGUGCUAGGGUGACCAGAUGUCCUGAUUUUGGGGUCUUUUUCUUAUAUAGGCUCCUAUUACCCCCCCACCCCUUGUCCUGAUUUUUCACACUUGCUGUGUGGUCACCCUAGGGUCUGCACAUGUGCAGGUCCCAGCUGCUCCCUGCCCCCCUCAUUGAAGCAGGUGUUUAGGGUUACUGCCCUGGGAACUGCAGGGCACCAGUGGACAUGGGGCCAGCUGCAGACAGGGGCCUGGGGCAGGGCUACCUCAAGGCAAGGGGUGUGGGGCUGGCUGCGGGCAGGGGAGUGUGGCAGGGGCUGGCUGGCUUGGGGUAGGGGGGGUUGGCAGGGCUGGAGACAGAGGAGUGCGGGGCUGGCUGGCUUCAGGCAGGGCCACAGGGGUUGGCUGCAGACAGAGGAGUGUGGGGCUGGUUUUGGGCAAAGGGGUUCAGCAGGGGCUGGCAGCCUGCAGGUAGGGUGGCAUACACUCAUGGGGAGAGCAGCUCAGAGCAGCCCAAGCAGCAGGACAAUUCCAGUAGAGCAGCCAGGGACCCACCAGGCAGCAGCGGGAGCCCCAGGGCCAGAGGUCCAAGGAGCAGCAACAGGGCCAGGCGGCAACCCACAUGGCUCCCGCAGCACAGCGCUCCCUGGGGGCCAGAGCCCAUCAAAGCUGCAGCACCCCCCACCGCAGGGAAGCCAGUUAACAAGCAGUUCUAAAACCGCUUCAAAAUUUAACAACCGGUUCGUGUAAACCGGCUCCAGCUCACCACUACAUAUGGCCGUAUGCCAGUGUGGUAUAAAAAGGCAACCCCUUGUACACAAUUUGAUUUAGUUUCUGUAUAACCCCCUACUCCGUUCUAUUUACCUGCCUUUUCCAUGAAAGGAAUUCCUAGCUUCAGACAAGACAAGAGCUGAUCUUACAUAAGAAUUCCACCUGCAGAAUAAAGACUUGAACCUUCAGCUCUUGCUUGCAUUAGGACAAGUGGGCAAACAACAGCCCAUCGGCCAGAUGCAGCCUGCCAGCUGUCUUAAGCUAGCACUCAAGCUCCCAUUGGGAAGUGGGGUCUCAGACUUGCCCUGCUCCAGCACUUGAGCAGGGUGGGGGCCAUUCCACAUGGCUGCCAGAAGCAGCUGCAUGGACCUGCUCCAGGGUACAGGGCCAGGGUCUGCACCAUGCAGCUCCCGGAAGCAGCCACAUGGCUCCACUCUAGCACUCCAGCUAGGGAGCAGGGUCAGGGCCACUC
Messenger RNA from Malaclemys terrapin pileata, 4759 nucleotides. RefSeq names its product DnaJ heat shock protein family (Hsp40) member A4 (gene DNAJA4). The transcript has 8 exons. The coding region runs from base 100 to 1290 and encodes 396 amino acids. Lineage: Eukaryota; Metazoa; Chordata; Testudines; Emydidae. The record is from RefSeq and is a predicted model, not a curated record. Gene Ontology annotation, biological process: protein refolding; response to heat. Gene Ontology annotation, cellular component: cytoplasm; cytosol. Gene Ontology annotation, molecular function: Hsp70 protein binding; ATP binding.